Messenger RNA from Erinaceus europaeus (western European hedgehog), 1049 nucleotides. RefSeq names its product dynactin subunit 6 (gene DCTN6). The record is from RefSeq and is a predicted model, not a curated record. The transcript has 7 exons. Gene Ontology annotation, cellular component: dynactin complex. Bases 104 to 676 code for a protein of 190 amino acids. Lineage: Eukaryota; Metazoa; Chordata; Mammalia; Eulipotyphla; Erinaceidae. Gene Ontology annotation, molecular function: dynein complex binding. Gene Ontology annotation, biological process: mitotic spindle organization.
UCAGGAUCUCUAGUCGCCUGUAGAAUCAUCGCUCGGCUCAGGCGGUACUGUCGAUCUAGGCGGCUCUCGAUCUAAGCUGUUAGUGGGAGACCGAGACUAAACCAUGGCGGAGAAGGCUCAGAAGAGUGUGAAAAUUGCUCCUGGAGCAGUUGUGUGUGUGGAAAGUGAAAUCCGAGGAGACGUGACAAUAGGACCUAGGACAGUGAUUCAUCCUAAAGCACGAAUCAUUGCGGAAGCCGGGCCAAUAGUAAUUGGCGAAGGUAACCUAAUAGAAGAGCAGGCACUUAUCAUAAAUGCUUACCCUGAUAAUAUCACUCCUGAUACUGAAGAUCCAGAACCCAAACCUAUGAUCAUUGGCACCAAUAAUGUGUUUGAAGUUGGCUGUUAUUCCCAAGCCAUGAAAAUGGGAGAUAAUAAUGUUAUUGAAUCAAAAGCCUAUGUAGGCAGAAAUGUAAUAUUGACAAGUGGUUGCAUCAUUGGGGCUUGUUGCAACCUGAAUACAUUUGAAGUCAUCCCUGAGAAUACCGUGAUCUAUGGUGCCGACUGUCUUCGUCGGGUGCAGACCGAGAGACCGCAGCCCCAGACACUACAGCUGGAUUUCCUAAUGAAAAUCUUGCCAAACUACCACCAUCUAAAGAAGACUAUGAAAGGGAGCUCAACUCCAGUUAAGAACUAAGGACAGCAUAUGAAAAGAUAACAUUUUGCCUUUGAUCACUGUCUUUUGGAAAGGCCACAGUGUUUAUGCACGCCUAGCAGUUUACAGAAUAAUACAUGUUGGCUUUAUUUUGUAAAAUUGAGUUAGAGAGGAACAUAAUGGGUUUUCAUCAUAACAGCCCUCUAUAAUUUAUAUAAAAUGUAUUAUUGUCGUAUAUCUUUGCUCUUUUCUGACAGUUUAUAGAUUUAAUUUAUUAUUAUUUUGUUGUAAAAUGUUGGCCACAAAUUGUAGUUACAUGGGUAACUAUGAUAAGGAUAGCCUAUGAUAAGAAAGGACCUAUUGUUAUGUACUUAUUCCAACAUGUACUAAACUAAAUAAAAUAUUGAUGACAGGG